This is a messenger RNA of Parnassius apollo (apollo), 369 nucleotides long. Lineage: Eukaryota; Metazoa; Arthropoda; Insecta; Lepidoptera; Papilionidae. The record is from the annotation of a GenBank genome assembly.
AUGGCGUUUGCUGGAACUAAUAUCAGUUUGUACCAGCCGGAUAUCACGCAUAAACUAACGGAAUACAUCGAUCACCUGAAGCAAAGUAUCGCUGCUAGGGGGAAGCGGAUUCGGCGAUUUACCGAGAGGUCGACACGGUUCAACCAGAAUCGUCUCUUCCAGAGUGAUCAGAAGAGGCUCUACAAAUCAUUGGAGCGACCAGAGGUAUGUGGAACGGGCCCAGUACCGAACCAGGCCAACACUGUCGCGUUCUGGCGUGGCCUGUGGUCAGAGCCCGUAAACCACAGCGAGGGCCCUUGGACGGAAGUUGUGGCGAGUCAGUGUGCGAGGAUUACGCCCAUGGACCCCGUCAUCCAUAACGCCGGAUGA